Alligator mississippiensis (American alligator) is the source of this 942-nucleotide messenger RNA. RefSeq names its product olfactory receptor 13G1-like. The transcript has a single exon. Gene Ontology annotation, biological process: G protein-coupled receptor signaling pathway. The record is from RefSeq and is a predicted model, not a curated record. Gene Ontology annotation, molecular function: olfactory receptor activity; G protein-coupled receptor activity. NCBI's taxonomy places the organism in Eukaryota, Metazoa, Chordata, Crocodylia, Alligatoridae. Bases 1 to 942 code for a protein of 313 amino acids. Gene Ontology annotation, cellular component: membrane.
AUGGAAACCAAGAACCACACAAGGGUGCCUGAGUUCAUCAUGGAGGGGCUCUUUGAACAUCCCCACCUCCAAGGUCUGUUCUUUGGGAUCAUUCUGUGCCUCUUUAUGGCUUCGAUUAUAGGCAACUCUUUGAUCAUCCUGGCAAUUGUCCUCCACCUGCCUCUGCACAAACCCAUGUACUUCUUCAUUGCUAACCUGGCUUUUAUUGACAUUGUUUGCACUUCCUCUGUUCUGCCCAAAAUGAUGCAGAACCUGAUACUGGGAAAGAAAACUAUCUCCUUCAAUGGCUGCAUGGCUCAGCUCUUUACCUUCAACUCCUCAGCUGCAAUAGAGCUUGUUCUCCUCACUGCCAUGGCCUUUGACAGGUACAUGGCCAUCUGUCAUCCCUUACACUACGUAACCAUCAUGACCAAGAGAGUCUGCAUCACGUUAGCAGCCUGUAUUGGGGCCCUUGGAACCAUGAAUUCCCUUAUGCACACAUUGCUCAUGCUGCGUCUAGAUUUCUGUGGGCCCAACCUCAUCCAGCACUACUUCUGUGAGAUCCCACCUCUGCUGGCGUUGUCCUGCAGCUCAACUUACCUCAACGAAGUCAUGGCUUUCAUUGCCGAUAUUUUCCUAGCCAUGGGAAACUUCUUGCCGAUCAUUGCAUCUUAUGGCUUCAUCAUCAGAAGCAUCCUGAAAAUUCAGGGCUCAGAAGGGAAGUCAAGAGCCUUCUCCACAUGUUCCUCGCAUCUCGUUGUGGUUGCCCUUUACUACUCCACUAUCACCUACACCUACAUCCGGCCACCCUCCGGCUACUCCCUACAUAAGGAAAAGAUGGUCUCUGUGCUUUACACACUUGUGACUCCUGCGCUGAAUCCUUUGAUCUACAGCCUGCGCAACAAGGAGGUCAAAGUGGCCUUCAGGAAAAUCCUCGCGUUCUGCAAGAGAGAUUCAUGUUGA